CUAUUUUCUAAUUCAACCUGAUAUCUUACAUAAACCUUGGUUUCGAAAAGCGAAGUAUGGAAGGACUGCUACAAGUACUCUUUCACGUAUGCGUCUUGGACAUGUUUGUUCUCCAGCACAUUUAGCCAAACUUGGAAUCAUUAAUGAUGCUGCCUGCGAGUGUGGGAUGGAUACUGGAGAUUUAAACCAUAUCUUUUUUGCUUGUAUACGUUACGAUCGCACGGUCUUCCUUAAUGACCUAUUGUCUCUCCGUGUUCCUUUCCCGACAUCAAUCGUUUCCUUACUAUCCACUAAUAACCUAUCCAUUUAUAAUUGCAUAGUAUCAUAUAUAAUUUUAAAUAAUAUUAAACUCUAACCUAUUCUAUAUAUGUAUUAUAAAAUUGUGUAAAUAUAUCUUCCUUCUCCUAAUUCCUAAGCCUCCUGAACCUAUCCCAUAAAAAAUCCGUUCCAACUUCUAUUUCCUUUCGUUUCCGUUUCCCAAACUUUGACAAUGGCUAAGCACAAACAGUGCAAGCCAAAUAAAAAAAAAAAAAAAAAAAAAAAAAAAAAAAUAAUUUGAGUUUAACAAAAAAUGUCCACGAAGAUCUUAGGACUUUAAAAACUUUUGCAGAAUAUUGUUUAGUAUCUGGCGACUAUCAGUACUAUCAUUAUAAAUGUGAUGGAUUUGACGAUAGAGGUUGGGGUUGUGGUUACAGAACACUCCAAACAAUAUGCUCAUGGAUGAAUGAAAACUACAGUGAUAAACAAAGCGUACCUUCUAUACCAAAAAUCCAAGAGACAUUAGUUCAAAUCAAUGAUAAACCAAAAUCGUUUUUGAAUUCAAAGCAAUGGAUUGGAAGUUUUGAAGCUUGUUUAGUGAUAGACACAUAUUAUGACGUUCCAUGUAAAAUCAUUCAUGUCAAUAAAGGAGAUGAACUUAGUUACAUUGUAGAUACUCUGAUGGACCACUUCAAGAAGUUUGGAAGCCCAGUGAUGAUGGGCGGCGAUAUAGAUUGCUCUUCAAAAGGCAUUAUGGGUAUCCAAGUUGUCGAUGGUGAUGCCAGUUUAUUAGUAGUGGUAGGUAUUUUCUUUCGAUUGUAGUAUUACACUGCACCAACCCAUCAUAAACUUGAACUUAUUAUAGGGCCUAUUGCGCCUAUUGUGAAAGGUCAUGGGUUCGAAUCCCAUCUCAGGGUGCCAGGGACCAAGGGGAAUAUUUUUCGGUAUAGCAUUGUGAAUGUGAAAUUGAUAACAUAUAAUAAUAAUUAGAACAGAUUCUUAUCAAUAUUUGUAAUAAUAUUUUUUUCAGCUGUUUGGGUGGAUGCCUGAACAUUGAUAAGAAUACGCUCUAUAGUAGCGAAAAGUAACAAGUGCUUGAAAGAUUUGUCAGUCCUGUUAGGUCCUGGGUAGCUCAGCAGUUAGAGCAGUCGCCGGAUUGGGAAAGGUUGUGGGUUCGAAUGCCAUCUCAGGAUGCCAGGGACCAAGUGGAUUUUUUAAGUAUUUUGUAUUAAGAACAUUGUGCAAUUCCUCAUAAAUCUUAAAGGAAAAGAUUGCUCAGUUUGAGAGAGGUUGCUUCACUAUUUCUUUAAUCAAAUAAAAAAAAACUGAUGUUACAGAACAUGUUAUACAAAUUUCUCCCAUCACUGUAAUAAUUUGUAACAUUUUACAAAACUCCAAAUUGUAUAAUAUAUCCUAUAGGAAACUACGGAUCUAGAUAUGAUUGAUCAAUGGCUUUGUAAAUUGUAUGCAAUAAACCAACAAGGAGCUAGUUGGUGCAGAGAUUAGCACAUUACACAGACUUAGCAACUAUUGCAAUAGAGGGUCACAGGAUGGAUGACUGCAAAUUUAUUAUUCAGAGUCCCUCAUACUUUAGAAGGUAUAUCAAUUUGCACCAGAUGCUUUCAGUGGCGGGUCUAUAACAACCUGUUUAAUUUUCUUAGGGAGAGAGUCUGUCCCCACAGUAGGGCCAUUACUACGGUGAUGAUGAAUAUAUAUACUUACAGAAAUACACUUAUUUCACAGGACCCUCAUUAUGUUGGUAAAGAAGAGUCAAAAGAAUUUCUCCAAAGGAAAGGUUGGGUAAAGUGGCAACCACUGAAAGAUUUCAUUAGCUCUUCAUUUUACAAUCUAUGCUUGCCGCAGAUAAAAAGUAUAAAGGCCAGUUAAAAAUAAUAUUUUUUAGUGUAAAUAAAUCAGUCUUUAUUUUUACAACAUAUGCAAUAAUAUCAUAAAGUAAAAUAAUUAAAAUAGAAAUAAAAUUGAGAUUGGAAAUCUCUCUAAAUUAAAAUUAAUUUUUGUACCUCUUGGGCCUUUGUAAUUUAAUAUGUAAUAAUACUCUAUGAAAUAAAUAUUUUCCUAACUACAUGUAAUUCUAUUAUUUCUUACAAAGAAAUUAAAAUAUAAAGUACAUAUAAUUAAGGGCGGAUCCAAAACUCGAAAAAUUAGCCAACCGAA
Messenger RNA from Diatraea saccharalis (sugarcane borer), 2433 nucleotides. Lineage: Eukaryota; Metazoa; Arthropoda; Insecta; Lepidoptera; Crambidae. The record is from the annotation of a GenBank genome assembly.